AUGUGUAUAAAGUUUGAGAGUGACGAGAUUUCGACAACUGGAGAUGAUUGCAGCAAGAGUUAUUCGAAAGAGGAAGAGGUGCGAUCGUUUGCGUUGCGUGUAGACAAAGCGAUGGAUUGUCAACAAGGGGAAGCAAAACACAGUUACCGUGGUUUCGUAACCGUUGUGAGAGGUGUCAUUAUCAUUGUUCUUCUUUUAGCUUUGUUUAGAAGAGUAGGUGUUUGUAUACUUGUUUUUGUAUUGCGUGUUACUGUUUUUCAUGUCAUAAUUUUGUUGCGAUGUUGUACAUGAAUUAUCCUCGGUGUGGAGAUUGUGCAUUUUCAGCAAGUUUUGUAAGGGAGUGUACUUAUGUUAGUUACAUUGCUCGAGAAGGCGUGGAGUUAACUGUUCAUAAGGAAGGUGUUGUUGUAGAGGAAAUAAAGGAAGUGGAACUGAGAUCUCGUCGUGCGCAAUUUAUUUACGACAGAAAUUAUAAUCGAAUUGUGUUACGGCGACGCGGUCAUGCACCUAGCAGACUUUCGGUGAAGAAGUUACGACGUCUGUUACACAAACGGGGAAAAGUAAGGGUUUUCUAUGGAACAGUUUCCGGAAAAUAUCAUUUUCUUAUUAUUCCUCUGAAUACAAAAUUAAUUCCACAACCACGACGCCGAAGUGUACGCUCCCAUAGCGUCUUGUUACACAUUAUCCAGCUGCUUGAAAUAGUGACUGCAGCAGAUUCCAAGGCAGAAAAAAAGAAAAAUGUUUUAUUUGUUCGUUAAUUAUUAAGAACCCCCAGCCCAAACUCUGUUCAGGGGACACUUGCAUUGGUCCCAAGGGUGUACCCUGAGAGAGAGGUUUCACUGUAAAACGUGCCUCCCCACUUCAUCCCCAGAAGAUACCUAUCACUAGGAUGGAUAGCAACGUUCCGAUAUGCUGAUUCUACGUCGAUCUUAGCCAUAAAAGCACCACAACCACAUCUGCAGACUAGUUUAAUGAGGUUGUCCGCUUGAAUAUACUGAAGUGGAAAAUCGUCUAGCCUGAUACCAUCAUUAUCACUGGAUCCCAAAGGGGAGCACAAGUCUAAGAUUAGGGUUGAUUGCCCCGAAACUGUUAAUAUGGAAAUUGGGUGGUGGGGGCGAUGGAUAAAGGCGGCCAAGGGAUAAAUCAUCAAGUAUUUGUCAUUUCUGGGAGGAUGUUGAUUUGCGGAGGCCUUAUUCUUCGUAGCGGAUUUCAAAGGGAUUUGAGGAUUGAAAGGCAGAAUCUAUGCUCAAUGCCAUUAAUACCUUCAGAGACCACAACUUGGUUUGGGUGGGUAGUAAACGCCAAAGCUAAGGGGAAACCUGAGAAAAUGGUGGGAGACUGGCAGUAACUGGAAAGAAUAAUUCAACAACAAACCUCUUUAAUAAACCAAUAAACAUGAAACUGGAGAGGAUAGCCAAAGCCAUGGCUAUCCUAUCCAUGAAUCGUAAGAUGGUCUUAAGUUCCUAAAGUCAGACCAGGCUGUUCGAGGCCUGGGAAACUGCAGUUGUGACAUGCAAGGUCGCCGUGAAGGGAUGCCACCGAGACAAUGUUCCACGUGGGAACUGCCAGCUGAAUGGCCUCCAUGAUUGGAGCUGUGGGCAUCUCCAGCGAGGGAACCGCCGUUCUAAAGGUACCGAGAAAGAAACAGUCCGUGGAAAGACGGAAACAGACGACGAAACAAGCGCCGGAAGUGAGCAGUCACAAGUGGAAGUCGCUGUUGACUGUAAGGCUGUUCAGCACGAUGAUGGAGGCAACGAAGGGUUGUAA
This is a messenger RNA of Porites lobata, 1767 nucleotides long. NCBI's taxonomy places the organism in Eukaryota, Metazoa, Cnidaria, Anthozoa, Scleractinia, Poritidae. The record is from the annotation of a GenBank genome assembly.